Molecule: messenger RNA, 1555 nt
Organism: Populus euphratica (Euphrates poplar)
Lineage: Eukaryota; Viridiplantae; Streptophyta; Magnoliopsida; Malpighiales; Salicaceae
Product: late embryogenesis abundant protein
Exons: 3
Coding region: 397-1314 (305 amino acids)
Source: RefSeq, a predicted model, not a curated record
AGUGAUGAACCUGGCCUGGAAAGGUAGGAUCGGAGACCGACCCACCAGGCUUUAAGAAAAAGAACCAGGCAACUAGAGCUCAUAUUCAUAACAGCUGACCCGCGAGGAAGGUUUUUUCAGUAGAUUUUAUUACACUCUCCAGAGCUGCCCUGUCUCGUGAUUCAAAGUCUCAAACCCCUUUUAUAAAUCCUACUCCCGGUGUCAGCUUUCUAUGCUUGCCACUGUCUGCCCCUACCUUGUCUCGGCAUCAUAAUCACCUUCCUUCGUCUGGCUCUUCAAUGCCAUACCCCACAUAAACAAAAACACUAAAACUCCAAUCUCUAACUAACAUUAACACAUCUAUCUUCUCUUUUUUAUCUCUCUCAAAGCAGUUUUCAAGGGGGAAACAAAGAAAAGAUGCACGCCAAGACUGACUCAGAUGGAACCAGUCUCGACACAUCAUGGCUGCCGAGGUCACCAAGAAGGCCAGUCUACUACGUUCAAAGUCCAUCAAACCAUGAUGUGGAGAAAAUGUCUUAUGGGUCAAGCCCAACCGUCUCACCACCACACCUUUACUACCAUUGUUCACCAAUUCACCACUCUCGUGAGUCAUCUACUUCAAGAUUUUCUAAUCCACUCAAGAUGCCAAGAAGUUUAUCUGCUUGGAAACAUAUAAGGAUUGAUGACCGAGAUGGUGAUGAUCAUGAUGGUGAUGACGAUGAUGAAAAAGAUGGUGGGGAUGGUGCACGUAAAGUGAGGUUGUAUUUCAUUGGGUUAUUGUUCUUUGUUCUGCUGUUUACCGUGUUUUGUUUGAUCUUGUGGGGUGCUAGCAAGGCUUACAAGCCAGAAAUUUUAGUCAAGAGCAUGGUGUUCGAGAAUUUUUAUGUUCAAGCAGGGAAUGAUCAAACAGGAGUGCCAACAGACAUGCUGUCGUUAAAUUCCACGGUCAAGAUUCAUUACAGAAAUCCCGCCACCUUCUUCGCCGUCCAUGUCACCUCUACCCCUCUAGAAAUUCACUAUUUCCAGCUCAAACUUGCCUCUGGGCAGAUGGAGAAGUUCUCUCAGCCGAGGAAGAGCCGGAGGACAGUGGUGACAGUGGUGCAUAGUUCCCAAGUUCCCCUCUAUGGAGGGGUGCCCCAUAUUGCUGAUGCUAGAGAGCAUGUAAACAAAGUUGCAGUGCCUCUUAACCUGACAUUUUCCUUGAGGUCUAGGGCCUACAUCCUGGGAAGAUUGGUGAAGUCAAAGUUUUAUAAUCGUGUUAGAUGCACUGUUACUCUAACUGGUAAAAAACUGGGCAAGCCCCACAAUUUGACAAAAGCAUGUGUUUAUCUCUGAAUGAUGCACAGCUUCAAGGGGUUCGUAUUUUUACUUCUCAGUUGGUACCAACGGUUAUGUUUUGGCCUCGUUCUUUUGCCCACUAUGUUAUUGUUAUCUUCUACAUUUCAUAAGGUUGUCAGAUGGAUGUUUGGUGUAGAAGAAUGGAGCGAUUUAUGCUUCGUAUUCCGAAUGUAAAUUUUACUCCGUAUUGUUGCAAGGUUUUGAAAAGAAAAUUGGUGCUGGUACUUUCUGGGCUUUA